Messenger RNA from Chironomus riparius, 1193 nucleotides. NCBI's taxonomy places the organism in Eukaryota, Metazoa, Arthropoda, Insecta, Diptera, Chironomidae. The record is from the annotation of a GenBank genome assembly.
GGUUAAAGAAUCUGUAAUAAAAGUUAAAUUAAAUAUUUUCAUGUUUAAAGUACUGUAAAUGGACUAAAAAAUAGUUGGUGUGAUAUAUACAGAUCAAUUGCACUAGGAUAACAAGGAAUUUUAAAUAAUUGACGAGAUUUAGGUGUAGAAUAAAGCUAGCAUUUAUUUGUGCGUAAAAGUCGACAAAAAAUGUUUAAAUGGACUCUAUAAUAACGCAAGUAAAUAGAGAAGAUGAGCAAUUGAAUGCUUUUACAAAUGAUAAAGGAACUAUCGAAGAAAAUGUAACAAAAAAAUCAAAAAGGCGAAUAUGGGAGACAGUCUUCUGCUGUUGGCGACAACGGAGUGCUUCUAUAACUCGCCGUACCAAAUCAAAUCAGAAUGGUGGAUCGAUAGAAGGACUUUCUUCAACGCAAACUAUAGGACAAGCAAGUGGGCUCACGUGCAACAAUAGUCAAAAUCGAUAUUUACUUCCGCCAGUUAGACAUUCGGAUAUGCAUAAAAAAUGUAUGGUUAUUGAUUUAGAUGAAACACUUGUGCAUAGUAGUUUUAAACCAAUUCCAAAUGCAGAUUUCAUUGUUCCCGUUGAGAUUGACGGAACAAUUCAUCAAGUUUACGUUCUUAAACGUCCUUAUGUCGAUGAAUUCUUAAAGAAGAUGGGCGAGCUAUACGAAUGUGUUCUCUUCACAGCUAGUUUGGCAAAGUAUGCUGAUCCUGUUGCCGAUCUUUUAGAUCAAUGGAACGUCUUUCGAGCUCGACUGUUCCGAGAAUCUUGUGUUUAUCAUGGUGGCAAUUAUGUAAAAGAUUUAAACAAACUAGGCCGAGAUCUACAAAAAAUCGUGAUUGUAGAUAAUAGUCCGGCUAGUUAUAUUUUCCAUCCCGAAAACGCUGUUCCAGUAAAGAGCUGGUUUGACGAUAUCAGCGAUACUGAACUUUUGGAAUUGAUUCCUUUAUUUGAGAAAUUAAGUAAAGUGGAUUCUGUUUAUACAAUACUAUCUAGUAAAAAUACAAACUCAAAUUCUAAUUUAAUAACACAAACAACAUUAACAUCCUCUUCGUCAAUAAUAACAUGCUCGCAACAGCAGCCAAACGAGAAUACGUAACAUUUAAGGAUUAAAAUAGGAAUGAAAAAAUUUUUCUUGUUGUUCUUUCAUGGUUAAAGUUUUUUGUAAAUUUCGAAUUCGUGCAUAUACAUC